AUGAGACAGGCCUGGCAGGAGGAGGUCAAUUGUAUCAGAUUGAAAAACAAGGAUUUUAUGGAGUUCGACGGACUUUGGAAAAAAGGGUGCAUUGUAAAACAGGAGCAGGUAGUCGUCGAGCUCAGAACUGUGCAAGAGGCCUUUGACAGUGAGUUAAGCCGGUUUGUUCUGGAAAAGGACGAUCUGAUCAACAAGAUACUAACUGAAAAGAAGGCGCUUGAAACAGAGACCUUUGAGUGUGUGGCCAAGCUACAAAAGAAAGAAAGUGAGAUCAUCCAGAGCGAGAUGACUGCAAAGGAGAUCUCAGAGAGAGUGCAGGAGCUGCAAAGAAAGAUCAGAGAGAUGGAGGACAAGUGGCACAUCAAAGUGGCCCAAAUGGAGAAAGAAAUUAAAAUGAUCACCCGGCACAACACCGACCUCCGCCUCAGCCUCCAGGAGCUGCAGAAAAAGAGUAGAGAGAUGGAGGACGAGUGGCACAUGAAGGUGGCUCAAAGGGAGGAAGAAAUAGAGAGCCUCACACAGCACAACACCGACCUCCAGGUUCUUCAACUCAUCCUCCAGGAGCUCGCCCAGAAAACUGACAAGGAGAAGGCGAAGCUGAAAAGACAGGAAAAGAAGGAGUGCUGUGGGAAUAAAAUCCAGGCCUGGUAA
Molecule: messenger RNA, 651 nt
Organism: Perca flavescens (yellow perch)
Lineage: Eukaryota; Metazoa; Chordata; Actinopteri; Perciformes; Percidae
Product: tropomyosin-1-like
Exons: 2
Coding region: 1-651 (216 amino acids)
Source: RefSeq, a predicted model, not a curated record